AUGAACUUCAACUUCGGCGGAUGGAAGAGCUCUAAGGCUGUUUAUUCGCAUGCCUCUAUCAAGAGGCUCGCCCUUCAUCUUUCUGGCCACGCUCUCGGACUACCCCAUGCCAAGCUGAAUCAGUGUCCGUUGCCAUGGAAGAAGGAUGAAGUGGAUCGGGAGUGCAAGUCUCCCAAUGCCGAACUGCUCACGGGCGCCAAAGGCUGUGAACAGCUACGGGAUCCCGAGUCAAUCAUGCAUUACGAUCUCCCUGCUCGCCUAACCAACGGCAGCACCGACAUACUACAGGGUGGGUGUUUCAUAGACCAAGAGGCUCGAAGUCUUGUGCAGUCUUUGUACCCAAAGGUUUUGGAAGCUUUCUUCUUUCAAUGCGAUACACCUGACGCCUCGCUAUUCCCAGACUUCAAGCCGGGAGCAAAAAUGGCCAGCGCCCGACGCUUAUUCGACACGUCUUGUACCGCCAACAUCGUGACUGGUAUCCGUAAGGUGGACAUGGGCCUUGAUGCCAACUUCCGCUUCAAAUCAGAAGUCUCCGACAUCAAUGAAGGCGUGGGUUACAGUAUCGACAUAGGAACGUGGCUCGAGACACACCUGAACGCAGCCAUAUGCAACGUUCUUUCCUUUAAACCGGCGGAUGAAAGAGUUCGGACUGGAAACGUCAGAUGGGACGGUCUGGCUGGUGAAAACGAGCGCUGUCAACGCCAGACCUUUGCAAAACCGUUCAGCCAGACCCCGAGUGUCGUUGUCUUCAUCAGCUCGUUUGACACUGAUGAUAAAGAGUUUUUGCGUAUCGACGUGGCGUCCUCGGAUGUGGAUAGAAACGGGUUCACAGUGCAUUUGAAGACCUGGAAUGAUUCAAGGAUUUACAAUAUCACGGCCUCUUGGGUUGCCCACGAGCCAGAUGAGUGGUCCAUCCGCUCCGGACCUCUCGACAUUGCGUUCGAUCAGCGUCGGACAAAGAGCGUGAAACUUACAAGAGACUACGUCUUUCCAAUGAAGGAGAAGCCUGCCUGUCUUUUCUAUGCUUUUUCACAUAUUGAUGUGAAGCCCGACAGAAAUCUCCAAGUAGAUCUGUACGCGACUUGUGACGAGAAAAGGGUGUCCGCAGAAUUCAACACGUGGGAUGAUGAGGAUGGCUUCUUUCAGUGCAAAGGGUGCUAUGUUGCGCUUGCUCAGGUUUGA
This is a messenger RNA of Colletotrichum siamense, 1182 nucleotides long. It is a transcript of the gene YAT7, whose product is annotated as ATP synthase subunits region ORF 7. Gene Ontology annotation, biological process: cell-cell adhesion. The coding region runs from base 1 to 1182 and encodes 393 amino acids. Gene Ontology annotation, cellular component: protein complex involved in cell adhesion; cell surface; phagocytic vesicle. The record is from RefSeq and is a predicted model, not a curated record. Gene Ontology annotation, molecular function: polysaccharide binding; N-acetylgalactosamine binding; oligosaccharide binding. The transcript is spliced from 3 exons. NCBI's taxonomy places the organism in Eukaryota, Fungi, Ascomycota, Sordariomycetes, Glomerellales, Glomerellaceae.